CUGGAUGCCACCAUGAAGCCAGUGUCCCUGGUGCUGUUCCUCAUCUUCACUCUGCUGCCUUUCACUGCUGGCCACAUCCUACCAGGAUUAUCAGAGGGGAGAAGCAGGGAGCAGAAAGUGUGGGUCAGAGAAGGGAAUUCAGCCGUGCUACCCUGCCACUUGAGCCCCAGAAAGACAAGGGAGAGCUCAAAGCAGCUGCCUGACAAGAUAUCUGUGCUGUGGAAGAGGCAUGGGGGAAGUGUGCACCAGGAGCCACAGGUGGUGCUGGAAGUUGGGGACUCGGGCCUCCAGAAGACAGCACAGCUCAUGAAGCCCCGAGUGUCGCUCCAGGACUCCACCUUACGCAACGGCAAUUUUUCCCUGCGGAUCAUCCCUGUCCGGAGCAAGGACGCUGGGCUGUAUGAGGCACAGGUGAAAUACAAGACAGAGGUGCACAGCUGCCACGUGGAGCUGGGGGUGAUCACAGUGACCCUUAGUCCACCCAGUCCUGUGAUAGAAAGUGAGCUGCUCCUGAUGAGCUGCAACUCCAGCCACCGGGCCAGCCUUGUGGAGACAUGCUGGUUCCACAAGGAGCACUCGGGCCCCACCUCCAGGACCUUCUGCUCCUUGUCCGGGACUCUCUCCAUCCUCCAUCCAGCCAUGAGUGAUGCGGGCUCCUGGCGCUGCCAGCUUCGGUACUCUGAUAAGGAGAUCAUUUCUGCCACAUUCAACCUGCAAAUUCUAGGUUUUGAUGGCCCAACCAACCCUGUGGUCUAUGCAGCAGCUGGCUCUGCAGCCAAUCUACCGUGCAGUCUGAGCUACCUUCCCAGAGCCUUUGGGAUGAGUGUGGUGGCAGCCCACUGGAGCCAUCUUGCAGGAGGACAUUUGAAAGACAGGGGCAUCUUCCAGAAUCUGAGCAGCAGAAGCUUCCCCCUGCAUCUCCCCGCGGUGGGGCCGGGUGAUGCAGGGCAGUACUGCUGUGCUGUCUCUGUGGGACGCAGGACAAUCAGCAGGAAUGUGACCUUGGCCGUGCUUUCAGUGACUCCAAGCAUCCAAGGACCAGUUUCUGAGGGGAAUCGUUUGCUGCUCAUCUGCAGCCUCACGCACUCCCAGGGACAUGAGCGUUUCCAGUGGACUCACCUUGACUCAGCCCCCACUAAGAGCAAGCUGGCUGUGGCUACUCCCCGUAGCUUGGAGGACCACAGUUCCCGGAUGGGACCUACCUUGGAAAUAGCCCAAGUGUCACAAAAGGACAUGGGCACCUGGGAAUGCAGUGUGCAUGGCCCAGAAGGCAGACUGGGAGCAGUGGAGUAUGACCUGCAGAUCACAGGUGCCCAGGUCUCCAGCGCUCCCUCUAUCUUAAGUGGGCAGAUUACUUUUGGGCUCACACUCACCCUCUUUUUCCUGCUCGCCGUUUGUGUUGUGGCUCUGGCCCUACAAAAAAGGGCACGGACUCCUGCCUUCCCAGCACUGGAAGGGAUGUUUGCAGUCAAUGUGCCAUGGAAGCCCAUGGAGGAAAAGCAGAAAGGGAAGACCCAGCAAACAGAGUGCUGA
Molecule: messenger RNA, 1533 nt
Organism: Vidua chalybeata
Lineage: Eukaryota; Metazoa; Chordata; Aves; Passeriformes; Viduidae
Gene: LAG3
Product: lymphocyte activating 3
Exons: 8
Coding region: 13-1533 (506 amino acids)
Biological process (GO): interleukin-15-mediated signaling pathway; positive regulation of ERK1 and ERK2 cascade; T cell activation
Cellular component (GO): external side of plasma membrane; membrane raft
Molecular function (GO): MHC class II protein binding; protein tyrosine kinase binding
Source: RefSeq, a predicted model, not a curated record